AUGGACGAUCAUCGAAAUUCAACCCCCAAAAACGCCAUUGGACUUUGCCUCCUCCCUCAAGAACUCAUCCAAAACAUCUUCCUCACCCUAGUGUUGCCCGAGAUCGUUCGUUUGAAACUCGUCAGCAAGUCCUUCUCUAGAAUCAUCUCCGACCACGCCUUCGUUCGCCAGUGCAACUCUCUGUCCACUUCCACCACCUGGCUCUUCGUCUACAAGAAGCGCUGGCUCCGCGACGCCGUGCUUCACGCCUUCACCGAUCGGAGCUCCGAUCGCUGGUUCCGAAUCCCCAUCGCCGAGCUCCUCAAACCCGUACACUUUCACGGCGAGGAUCUCUACUUCCUCGCCGCUUCCAAUAACGUCUUCCUCUUCGCCUCCAACACCGUUCGCGAGGUCGUCGCCGUUAACUUAGUCGCCGUCACCGUUAAGAAGAUUCCUCCUUCCCCGUUGGGUCCUCGUGGCACCUCUUCGUGGAGGAGAUCCGGAAUGAAGCUCGUUACCGACCCCGCCGGUUCGAAGCAUUUUCGCUUCAUGUUCGCCGAGUUCGUGGGAAAUCGCCCCGUUUUGUUUGUGUACGACUCCGAGACUAACACGUGGAAGUCAACGGAGGCAGAAGAAAAUAAGGCCACUGGCUUGUUGCCACGUGGAGGGAGACACGUGUUUUUGAACGUGGUUCAUGGACCUCGAGAGAGCGUUUUGGUUGCGUCCACGCCCGACUGUGAUGCUCCGGUGGUUCUACGGCCAAGAUUUGAUGAUGCCAGGGGAAGUGGAAAUAACGAUGGCCUUUUAACCGUUGGAUUCAGCUGGGGGAACGUGAUUGAUCGGUUACACGUGUACGGUGACGGGUACAUGAUGAUUGUGAAAUCGGAGGGGGCGAGGAUCACCGGAGAGGAUGGAAUUGGUCGGAACUUGAGGGUGUUGAAAGGUGUGGAACUGUGGGGUGUGAGGCUGGACGGAAGGAACUGGGAGUUUGUGUCUACGGUUCCUGGUGAAGUGAUGAGGGUGAUUGAGAAGCCUUAUGCAGUGAUGAUGGGGUGCUUGGAGGAGAAAAAUGGCAUCGUUAGGGCUGCUUUGGUCUCUAAUUGUGAGGGACUUUGGGACAUGACAUGGCUGUCUUUUGAUACAAAGUGGAACCAGUGGACCUGGAUGCCCCUCCCUGAUUGCAAAAUGAAGGGUUGGAACAUGGCUGGGAUAAGCUUCUCGUCUGGGCUAACCUUGCCAUGA
Messenger RNA from Abrus precatorius (Indian licorice), 1221 nucleotides. RefSeq lists its product as uncharacterized. Gene Ontology annotation, molecular function: protein binding. Lineage: Eukaryota; Viridiplantae; Streptophyta; Magnoliopsida; Fabales; Fabaceae. Bases 1 to 1221 code for a protein of 406 amino acids. The transcript has a single exon. The record is from RefSeq and is a predicted model, not a curated record.